GAAACGAAACGACACCAGUCUUGUCAUAGAAAUAUGCCCAACAAAACCAAGAAAGAUAAGACCCCGGCAAAAUCUACGGGUGGCGAAAAAAAGAAUAAAGAGUCAUCGGAGACAACCGACGAGUCUGGACGAAAUAAAGUUGGUAACGUUCCUCCGCCCACGCAGUUGACCAAAAUCAAAUACGGGCAGCAAGCACCAUUGAUAAAGAAAGAAAGGAGACAGAAUUCAUCCAAAUUUAAUAUAAGCAAGAACAGAGAGCUUCAGAAAUUACCACUUUUGAAAGAUGCCACUCCUGCUGAAAGAGAAGAUUUGUUUACCCAGAAGUUAAGACAGUGCUGUGUUCUGUUUGACUUUAUAUCAGAUCCAUUGAGUGAUCUGAAAUGGAAAGAAGUGAAAAGAGCUGCACUAAAUGAAAUGGUUGAAUACAUCACGCAUCAAAGGGGGGUGGUUACGGAUGCUAUCUAUCCAGAAGCCGUAAAUAUGUUUGCAAUCAAUAUGUUCCGUACAUUACCACCUUCUUCUAAUCCGAAUGGAGCUGAGUUCGAUCCAGAAGAAGAUGAACCUACUCUAGAAGCAGCAUGGCCACACCUUCAGCUGGUGUAUGAAUUUUUUCUGAGAUUUUUAGAGUCGCCAGAUUUCCAACCGAACACAGCGAAAAAAUACAUUGAUCAGAAGUUUGUAUUACAGUUGUUAGAUCUUUUUGACAGCGAGGAUCCAAGGGAGCGAGAUUUUCUCAAAACUAUACUACAUAGAAUUUAUGGUAAAUUUUUAGGACUCAGGGCCUACAUUAGAAAGCAAAUCAAUAAUAUAUUUUACAGGUUUGUGUUUGAAACGGAGCAUCAUAAUGGAGUUGCGGAAUUACUUGAAAUUUUAGGAAGUAUAAUAAAUGGUUUUGCAUUGCCAUUAAAAGAAGAACAUAAAGUGUUUUUGUUGAGAGUGUUACUACCUCUGCAUAAAGUCAAGUCACUCAGUGUAUAUCAUCCGCAGUUGGCGUAUUGUGUGGUACAGUUCCUAGAGAAAGAUCCUAGUCUUACAGAGAGGGUUAUAAUGGGUUUACUGAAGUUCUGGCCUAAGACCCAUAGUCCUAAAGAAGUUAUGUUUUUAAAUGAGCUGGAAGAAAUAUUAGAUGUUAUAGAACCGUCAGAAUUUGUAAAAGUUCAAGAAGCGUUGUUUAAACAGUUAGCCAGAUGCGUGUCCAGUCCACAUUUUCAGGUUGCAGAGAGGGCGUUAUAUUACUGGAACAAUGAAUACAUAAUGAGUCUAAUCAGUGAUAAUGCGCAAGUAAUUCUGCCUAUCAUGUUUCCUUCACUCUACAAAAACUCCAAAGCACAUUGGAAUAAAACAAUUCACGGCCUUAUCUACAAUGCUCUGAAACUGUUUAUGGAAAUGAAUCAAAAAUUAUUUGAUGAAUGCACUCAACAAUACAAACAAGAAAGACAAAAAGAAAAAGAGAAGCUGAAAGAAAGAGAAACAGCUUGGCAUAAAGUCCAUACCUUAGCUAAAGUGAACCCUAUGUCUGAGAAAGUAGGGAAAAAAUUUAACAUUGAUGCCAUGGAUACAACGGUUUCUAUGUGUGAUCAAGACGAUUUGCAUGUACCAGAUCGCAUGGAAUUAGACACAGGAGUAAAGGAGGUUAAAAAAAUCUCAAAAGCAAAACCGGAAAACAAACCACUUCUGAGACGAAAGUCUGAACUGCCUCACGAUGCUUACACAGUACGGGCGUUAACAGAUCACAGACGUUCUGAAGAAUUCCUCACAACAUCACAAGAAAGCAGUUGAAGCCAAUCUAACCACUAGAUCUAUUGACCAGCAUUGUAACGUGCUUCUGGUCUGUCUGUCUGUCUGUCUGCCUGCCUGUCUCUGCAUUGCUCUCUCGUCUAUUUCUUGGCAAUGUGUAGAGUGUGAAGUGCUCUGGACCAAC
Saccoglossus kowalevskii is the source of this 1921-nucleotide messenger RNA. RefSeq names its product serine/threonine-protein phosphatase 2A 56 kDa regulatory subunit delta isoform. The record is from RefSeq and is a predicted model, not a curated record. Gene Ontology annotation, cellular component: protein phosphatase type 2A complex; cytosol; nucleus. Gene Ontology annotation, molecular function: protein phosphatase activator activity. NCBI's taxonomy places the organism in Eukaryota, Metazoa, Hemichordata, Enteropneusta, Harrimaniidae. Gene Ontology annotation, biological process: signal transduction; protein dephosphorylation.